This is a messenger RNA of Zerene cesonia (dogface butterfly), 1705 nucleotides long. RefSeq names its product parapinopsin-like. The transcript is spliced from 8 exons. NCBI's taxonomy places the organism in Eukaryota, Metazoa, Arthropoda, Insecta, Lepidoptera, Pieridae. Gene Ontology annotation, cellular component: photoreceptor outer segment; membrane. The record is from RefSeq and is a predicted model, not a curated record. Gene Ontology annotation, molecular function: G protein-coupled receptor activity. Gene Ontology annotation, biological process: G protein-coupled receptor signaling pathway. Bases 143 to 1705 code for a protein of 520 amino acids.
GUGGAGAGCGGUCGUUCCUCUGGGCUUAUGUGUUUCGUGCGUAGUUAUGUGACUGUGUUUAAUGUUUACGAAGGUACAUUGGAUUGACCUGAAAAUGUGACACUCAGUGAUAGUGUAGUGAAAGUGUAUCGAGUAAUGAAUCAUGACGUCAUAUGUGGGUGUGAAUGACACGGUGGUGUGGACUUACGAAGAGGGCUUCCCACUUCUGAUGCCGCGCUGGGGCUACGUAGCCUCCGCGUUUGUGCUCUUCCUGAUUGGAUUCUUCGGUUUCUUCCUCAAUCUUAUGGUCAUCUUGCUCAUGUUUAAGGAUAGACAACUGUGGACGCCAUUAAACAUCAUUCUCUUUAACCUGGUGUGUUCUGACUUCUCUGUGUCAAUCCUGGGGAACCCGCUUACCCUCAUAUCGGCCCUUUUCCACCGGUGGAUCUUCGGACAUACUAUGUGUGUACUGUAUGGAUUCUUUAUGGCGCUUUUAGGUAUCACAUCAAUCACCACGUUAACGGUGAUAUCAUUCGAGAGGUACCUCAUGGUGACCAGGCCUCUCCGUUCGAGGCACCUCAGCACGAAGGGAGCUGCCCUUUCUGUUGUAUUCAUUUGGGUGUACUCCUUGGCCCUAACAACUCCACCCUUGAUGGGGUGGGGUAACUACGUCAAUGAAGCCGCAAAUAUAAGCUGUUCGGUGAAUUGGCACGAGCAAAGCAUGAACACCCUGACCUACAUUCUAUUCCUGUUCGCGAUGGGGCAGAUCGUGCCCCUGGCGAUCAUCACCUUCAGCUAUAUCAACAUCAUCAGAACCAUGAAGAGGAAUUCCCAACGACUGGGCAGAGUCCGUGUGAGUCGGGCGGAGGCGAGGGCUACUUCCAUGGUCUUCGUUAUGAUCAUUGCCUUUACCGUCGCCUGGACUCCGUACUCCCUCUUCGCUCUUAUGGAACAAUUCGCUUCACAUGGUAUUAUUUCACCUGGCGCCGGAGUCAUACCAGCUCUUGUGGCCAAAAGUUCUAUCUGCUACGAUCCGCUGAUAUACGUCGGCAUGAACACUCAAUUCCGUCAAUCCAUCAAGAAGAUAUUUGGAGUGCAUUCAAAAGGUCGUGGUUCACCGGCCAGCAGGGCAUUCAAUAAUACUGCUAUGUCCCCGGCCCACAAGUUAUCCGCUUUCAAUGAUAUAACCGUGCGUUUUAACACGUCAGAAACCAACCUUUCGAGUACGCCUAAAAGGCUCAAAGAAAAAACGUUCAGCUUAGAGGAAUCUGAUGAAACAAACUACGAUGGAAGUCGUCCUUUACCCAAAAUGUAUGAACUAGGAACAAUAAAAGAAACAAAAACAGCGUCUGAUGCAGAACGUUCCGUUGAUACUGUUUAUGACGAAGAUAGUAGUAACAAGAGAGAUGACGCAGACAUGUCUCCCACAUUAAUAAUCGAUAAUGAACGCUUAUUCUACAGCAAGAAAGACGAUAGUUCUUUAAACCAAAAUAUCAUAAUCGACGACCAAAUAUUCACAAGCAAAAGUAAUGAAAGCGAUGCUAAUAAAUCGAAAAAUAUCAAACACAGUUACUCGUUUGAUUUGGGACAAGUACCCACAGAAGCGAAAAGGAGAAAAUACUCAGUAGAAACGUACAUACCAUCGAAAAGUUUCUUUAAAGAGACAAUAGUUAGCAAAUUUUUCGACAAAGAUUGCGUUCAACUGCAGAACAACUUCAAUGUCUAA